AUAGUAAGGAAAUUGGCAUUAAUUUUUUUUUUUAUGAUAAAUAAAAUUUUGAUUGAAUCAUUUCAGUUAGUGUAGGAAAACCUUGUUUUUUAUUCUGUACCAAAUGGAAUCCUUCUUCUCCACAAGAUUUUCCAUGGCUGCCCUUCUUUAUUUUAUGAUCAUCCCUUUCUUAUUGUUCCUUAAAACUACCCAUGCAGAUUCAAAUCCUCAUUGUUCACCAUCUUCUUGUGGUGAUAUCAUCAACAUAAACACUCCUUUCCGACUUAAGACCGAUCCAAAACACUGUGGCUACUCCACUUUUGAGCUUUCUUGCGAGAACAAUCUUACUGUAUUACACUUGGAGUCUGUCAAAUACUUACACAUAGAUCCUGUCAAAUACUUUGUGCGGUCAAUCAAUUAUGCCAACUACACAAUUCGAGUUGUGGACUCCAAUGUUGACAGGAACAAUUGCUCCACCUUUCCAUCUCGAACAUAUUCCGAUCGCUACAAGUACUUUACAAAGAUUAUAGCAAUCUUGAAAUGUGAGAAUCCAGUUGUGAAUUCCCCUGAUUAUAUAGACACUGCUCCUUGCAAUAUUGGUGGUAGUUUAGCCUCCCAAUAUUCCAAAACCAAAACUACUGAUCAUGUUUCUUCUUCUUAUUAUUAUGUGGUCGAUGGUGGUUUUAACGUUUCUGAUUUGGCGAGCGGGUGCCGCUCGGAGCUGACUACUUUAAUAUCGAAUCAGACAGUGGUGAGUGGGAGGAAUACUUCUUAUGUGGACAUUCACAACCAGCUUGUUUAUGGCUUUGAGCUUUCAUGGUUGAGAACAAAUUUCUAUAACGGAACAUAUUACUGCUACAUGGAUUAUUCCAACGAGAUGCAAUGUAGGCUUUAUUGGUGGACGAGAGCUAAAAAAAUUCUAUGGAAUUUUUACGAAGUAAUACCCUAUUCAAUUUGUGGCCUCGUAGCACUUGCAGGACUAAAAUUUAUAUUGGGGACUCCAUUUGUAGUUGCCUUUAUAAUCUAUAAAUGGCGAAGACGUCAUUUAUCAAUGUAUAAUUCUAUUGAGGAGUUUCUUCAUAGUCAGAAUAAUCUCACUCCUAUAAGAUACUCAUAUAGAGAGAUAAAAAAGAUGACCCAAAAUUUCAAGAACAAAUUAGGUGAAGGAGGUUAUGGCUCUGUAUUCAAAGGAAAACUUCGUAGUGGUCGUAUUGUUGCAGUUAAGAUAUUGAGUAAAUCCAAAGGAAAUGGGCAAGACUUCAUCAAUGAAAUUGCUACAAUUGGCAGAAUUCAUCAUGUUAAUGUCGUUCAUUUGAUAGGAUUUUGUGUCCACUCCUCAAAGCAUGCUCUUGUGUAUGAUUUCAUGGCUAACGGAUCUUUGGAAAAAUACAUUUUUUCUCAAGAAGGAACUACCUCCUUAAGUUGCGAGCAAAUAUUUGAAAUUUCACUUGGUGUCGCACGUGGAAUUGAGUAUAUGCACCAAGGAUGUUGCAUGCAAAUUUUACACUUUGAUAUCAAACCUCACAACAUUCUUUUGGAUGAAAAUUUUAUUCCAAAAGUUUCUGAUUUUGGGUUAGCAAGAUUAUGUUCAUUGGAUAAUAAUAAUGUGUCCCUAACUGCAGCAAGAGGAACCUUAGGAUAUAUAGCUCCUGAGCUAUUUUACAAAAAUAUUGGAGGAGUUUCUAAUAAAGCUGAUGUGUAUAGUUUUGGAAUGUUGUUGAUGGAAAUGGCAAGUAAAAGAAAGAAUAUAGUCGCAGUUGCAGGAAAUACUAGUCAAAUUUACUCUCCUUCAUGGGCGCAUGAUCAAUUAAGUCAAGAAAAAAAUGUCGACGUCGCAACAGCAGAUAUAGAUGGGGAAGAUUCAAUAAUUAUAAAGAAAAUGAUUAUAGUGGCAUUAUGGUGUAUACAAAUAAAGCCAAGUGAUCGCCCUACAAUGAACAAAGUCAUAGAAUUGCUUGAAGGAGAAAUUGAAUGUCUACAUAUGCCUCCUAAACCUUCUCUAUAUGAAUUGGAGAAGCCUAUUGAUCAUGUUCAAUUUACAUUGUAUUCAGUGGACUCAAUAAUACCAUCAUUAACACUACAAAGAUAAUUUUGAACCUACAUCCCAUCAAUUGGCAUUUACAGUCUCUGUACUUUUUUUUAUAUAUAAAAUUAUUGCUUUUCAUCUUUGUUAUAUCAAAAUAUUAUUGUCAUUUGUGAUUUA
This is a messenger RNA of Humulus lupulus (European hop), 2182 nucleotides long. RefSeq names its product rust resistance kinase Lr10-like. Lineage: Eukaryota; Viridiplantae; Streptophyta; Magnoliopsida; Rosales; Cannabaceae. The transcript is spliced from 4 exons. Gene Ontology annotation, biological process: protein phosphorylation. Gene Ontology annotation, molecular function: ATP binding; polysaccharide binding; protein kinase activity. The record is from RefSeq and is a predicted model, not a curated record. The coding region runs from base 104 to 2068 and encodes 654 amino acids.